GCCACAGGGGCACACUGGAUCGCUUUCCUCAAUGUCCGACUGCCAGUGGGGCGAACUUUGACCAACCACCAGUUAGCUAAAUUAUUUCGUGGCACUUACUGUCACUUUUGUUUUUAAAUAUAUAUAUGUGUGUGUUGUUUUACAUGAAACGAGAUGUGGUUUAUUUAUUUACUAAGUUGGCUGUCGUUGGUGAUACAGAUAUCUUUCAUCACACUAGCAAUUGCUGCUGGCCUGUAUUAUUUGGCAGAACUAAUAGAAGAGUACACAGUUGCCACUAGUCGAAUAAUAAAGUACAUGAUACUGUUCUCUACAGGUGUGCUGACGGGCCUGUACCUGUUUGAGGGCUUCCCAUGGCUGAUGAUGGGCUGUGGUCUCUUCACCAACCUGGUGUACUUUGGCCUCCUGCAGACCUUCCCUUACAUACUGCUGAGCUCGCCCAACUUCAUUCUCUCCUGUGUAUUGGUGGUGUUGAAUCACUACAUGGCUUUCCAGUACUUUGCUGAAGAGUAUUACCCCUUCUCAGAGGUCCUGGCGUACUUCACCAUCUGCCUGUGGAUCAUCCCCUUCUCCUUCUUUGUGUCGCUAUCGGCGGGGGAGAACGUGCUUCCGUCCACCGUGCAGCAAGGAGAUGACGUGGUCUCAAGUUACUUCACCAAGGGCAAGAGGGGCAAGAGGUCUGGCAUCCUGCUCAUCUUCUCUUUCCUCAAGGAGGCAGUGUUGCCUAGUCGACAGAAGAUGUACUGAGGCUCUACUCG
Oncorhynchus masou masou (cherry salmon) is the source of this 755-nucleotide messenger RNA. RefSeq names its product protein TEX261-like. The record is from RefSeq and is a predicted model, not a curated record. Gene Ontology annotation, cellular component: Golgi membrane; COPII-coated ER to Golgi transport vesicle; endoplasmic reticulum membrane. Bases 154 to 744 code for a protein of 196 amino acids. Gene Ontology annotation, molecular function: COPII receptor activity. Gene Ontology annotation, biological process: endoplasmic reticulum to Golgi vesicle-mediated transport. The transcript has 6 exons. Lineage: Eukaryota; Metazoa; Chordata; Actinopteri; Salmoniformes; Salmonidae.